AGAAAGAAAAAAAAGAAGUUGCCAUUUUAAGGAUCAGACAUGGAGGAAGUGUGUCCAGCUGCACAGGAACCUCUAGGCAUGAGAUGUAAAGUUGAAGAGGGGAUUUUAAAGGAGAUGUGUAAUGAAGAGGAAGAGAAGAGUUCCACACUAUGCAGGGGUCUCCUUACCAUGUGUGCCAUGGGGAAAAGAAGUGUGAACAUUAAGAAAGAGGACUGCGAGUGGGAAUCUGUGCACCAUCAACCAGAGAACAUCGGCAUCAAAAAGGAAAGUUAUGAAAGGGUGGACUCUCGGCUAACAUCUCACAUCACUGACAUGCCACAAAAUGACAUUGUAAAGAGGACAAAAGAAGAAGACUUCAAAUCAGAGCCCGACUCCCGGUGUUUUUGUCCAAAUCAAGAGGUUAUUGGAUUAGACUUUACGCCAAGUAGUCACUUCUGCCUACAACAUCAUUCUGUCAAUGUGAAGUCUCAAUCUGUGGAAUCCGACAUGAAGAAGUCCACAGAAGCCUUGUGUUCUAGACAUUCUGAAGAAGAUUGUCAACAGAGCAGCAGCUGCUUAAACUCCUUGGGCAAUACCUUUCUUCAGGGUAGAUCACAGGAGACAUUUCAUGAUGAAAAUAUGAAGAAGUCAGCCUCCGGAUCGGAGACUUUUGUACCAGACACUUUGGAGGAUAUUUCUCUACUUGACCUGAAACUAACAAAGACAGAUGUAGUCGGCAUUAAGCUGCAGGUACCCUAUUCAAAUUCAGCAGACUGCCAAGGUGGGAAUAUAAGUGUAAAACACAAAGCUAAAUGUGAUGGUAAGCAAAGUCAUGCAAACCCAAAAGUGUACUCUUGUUCUGAAUGUGGCAAACAGUUCUCCUCCAAUGGGCAUCUUCAGACACACACAAGAGUUCACACUGGAGAGAAGCCCUAUUCCUGUUCUGAAUGUGGAAAACAAUUUUCACAAUCAAACAACCUUAAGAAACACAAAAGAAUUCACACAGGAGAAAAGCCACAUUGCUGUUUUGAAUGUGAUAAGCGAUUUUCAGAUUUAAGUACUCUUCUAAAUCACACAAGGAUUCACACAAGAGAGAAGCCGUAUUGCUGUACAGAAUGUGGCAAAGGAUUCUUACGCCGGUGCACUCUGCAGCGACACAUAAGCAUCCACACUGGAGAGAAGCCAUACUGCUGCUAUGAAUGUGGCAAACAAUUUUGUGAUAAAGGCAGUCUUCAGUCACACAGAAAAAUUCACACUGGAAAGAAACCAUAUGUCUGUUCUCAGUGUGGGAAAGGGUUCUUGCACCGAAGCUAUCUUCAGAGGCACACAGGAAUUCAUGCUGGAGAGAAGAAAUUUUGUUGUUCUGAAUGUGGCAAGCAAUUCUUACAAUUAAGCCAUCUUCAGACUCACAUAAGAAUUCACACUGGGGAGAAGCCAUUUUGCUGUUCUGAAUGUAGCAAAAGAUUCUCUAACAAAUACAACCUUGAAUUACACACAAGGAUUCACACUGGAGAAAAGCCUUACUGCUGCUCUUACUGUGGCAAACGUUUCUCUGUAAAACGCAGCCUUCAGUUACACAUAAGAAUUCACACUGGAGAAAAGCCACAUUGCUGUUCUGAAUGUGGCAAAGGAUUCUCCCAAAUAUGCCAUCUUCAGAGGCAUACAAAAAUUCAUUCUGGUAUUGAUCACCUAAAGACAAAACAAAGUUGCAAGACUAAUGCAGUGAAAAAUAUACAAACAAUACAACUUGCUGGCACAGCAGGAACACGGGGACCACCAGCUGGCCAGAAUAAUGGAAAAGAAGGAGGUACUUGACAUGUAUGACACACCAGUCCCAACCGAUGGAAGCAGUGAUGCCAGGAAAGUAGUCUAGAUAAAUCAGAUAAAGCCUGAAUAACAGCCGUAUGUUUACUCAGUGCUGGGAGUGAAGAGGCAAAAACAACAAAGUAUUAGGUGAUGCAAAUGAAAAUAUGUCAAAUGUGAAAUAAAACCACCAGUUCUGUUUUAAUUGUGUCAAUGGUGGUGGAAUCCACUGGGCUUUAAAAAAAAAAUGUGCCAAUUGCUGUCACCCCAACCCAAAGAAGUACAAAAGGAAGAAUUAUUGAGAACAUUUCUACAAACUGUGGAAGAAAUAGUUACCUUAAAUAUACAUCUAGAGCCAGGAAGCUUGUCCAUUGAGUUUUUAUCUUCUCUUUAGCCAUGCUUGAAGAGAAACUAUCCUGUUAGAGGACAGUGCCCUGAGCAGAGGCUGUCAGUAAACGGUCACAGAACAGAAAGGGAGAGUCAUUCUUAUAGAUAACUGAAUUUGCAUAACAAUGGUGUAAUUAUUGCUUACAUAUUCAACUGGCAUUUACUCUGAUUGGUUCAAAAGACAGGUGUUUUAGCAGAGAGCCUAACCAGCUUACAUACCCCAAAAUAAAAGUCUCAUUUCUACUA
Polypterus senegalus (gray bichir) is the source of this 2415-nucleotide messenger RNA. RefSeq names its product gastrula zinc finger protein XlCGF57.1-like. Gene Ontology annotation, biological process: negative regulation of transcription by RNA polymerase II; regulation of immune system process; regulation of cytokine production. The record is from RefSeq and is a predicted model, not a curated record. Bases 40 to 1794 code for a protein of 584 amino acids. Lineage: Eukaryota; Metazoa; Chordata; Cladistia; Polypteriformes; Polypteridae. The transcript is spliced from 2 exons.